AUGGUUCGACGUAAGCAUACGGAUGAAUCUAUUCAAAUCUGGAGCCGUAAUCAUGAAGGUUCAUCCUUACUUUAUUGUAUAUUUACAAAUAUUAUGGGAGCCUGUUGUUUAAUAAAUAUGCUAUUUGGUUAUUAUAUACUAUAUAAUAACUAUAAAAUCCUCUCCUAUCAUCCGAAGUGCCUAAGAACUAUUAUAUUUACUUUAUUUGGUGAAUUAUUGGUAUAUUUUGCUUUCACUAUUUUUUUAUUAAUUAUUCGUAUAUUGUGUGGAGUUAGAGCAAGUGUUCAUUCUAUAGCCACUAUUAGCUUAUUAAGUACAUUUCAUCAGAUAAUACUUUACUAUAUAUGCUUUAUCCUUAGUAUUGGAGUUCUAAUAACUCAUAAAUAUUCUAUAAAUCUAAAUAAUUCAACUUUUUUAAGCUACGUCUCAUUACCUUCUUCACUAGGUAAUCCUUUACAAAAUAAGUUGUUACAUUAUUAUAUAAUAGAAGCCUCUUUAACUGGAAUAGAAGUCAUAAUAACUAUACCGAUUGUGACUAGUUUGUGUUGGUACAAUUUGUCGAAAUUAUUCGACAAAAUAAUGGGUAAACCAAUAGUUCAAUUCUUCUCAACAAACAUUCCAGAUAGCUAUACAAAUUUCCAAGAUUAUGAAAGUAAAGUGAAUUUUUUAAACAAACCGAUAUUAAAUAUACAAAUUAUAGAUAAUGUCUAA
Molecule: messenger RNA, 711 nt
Organism: Cryptosporidium muris RN66
Lineage: Eukaryota; Apicomplexa; Conoidasida; Eucoccidiorida; Cryptosporidiidae
Exons: 1
Coding region: 1-711 (236 amino acids)
Source: RefSeq, a predicted model, not a curated record